UAUUCUUCUAACGAAAGUCUCCGAGAAUUCGAUUCGAUUCGAUGAAGGCUUCUCGAGUCUUGGCGGCGAGGGUUGGACCGGCGAUAAGGAAGCAAGUGUUAACCAUAACGGACGAAGCUGCCUCUAGGGUUCAUCAUCUCUUGCUCCAGAGGCAAAAACCUUUCCUCCGAUUGGGCGUUAAAGCAAGAGGCUGCAACGGUUUAUCAUACACUCUCAAUUACGCACACACAAACCAUUUAUUGUUAUCAGAUGAGAAAGGGAUAUUCGAUGAGCUGGUGGAGGAGAAAGGUGUGAGGAUCCUUGUGGAACCCAAGGCUUUAAUGCAUGUGAUUGGAACAAAGAUGGAUUUCAUAGAUGAUAAACUAAGAUCAGAGUUUGUGUUCAUCAAUCCGAACUCGCAAGGUCAAUGCGGGUGUGGUGAAUCUUUCAUGACGACAUCUACUUCCUCGAGUGCUAAACAGAGUGGAUAGUGUUGGCUGCUGCACUAUCAUAUACUAUUAUCACAUUGUUACUAUAUAAUCAGAGUCGUUGAUUGGAAACAAGUCUGGUCGCUGCUCAUAGAUAUUCCUGAAGCUUGUGAUUUGUGGAGAUCAAUUAAUGUAUUCUUUAGAACACAAAGUUAUAAUAAAAUGUUGGAUUAUGUAAAAAGUAACUGAACGUAGAAUCAGGAAUUUCGCUAUA
Molecule: messenger RNA, 681 nt
Organism: Brassica oleracea var. oleracea
Lineage: Eukaryota; Viridiplantae; Streptophyta; Magnoliopsida; Brassicales; Brassicaceae
Product: iron-sulfur assembly protein IscA-like 1, mitochondrial
Exons: 3
Coding region: 42-470 (142 amino acids)
Biological process (GO): iron-sulfur cluster assembly
Cellular component (GO): mitochondrion; cytoplasm
Molecular function (GO): 2 iron, 2 sulfur cluster binding
Source: RefSeq, a predicted model, not a curated record